GCAACCGAGCUGGAAUGUGUCGUGUGAAGAGACGGUGUCUGAGAUUUAAUUGGCCCGAGUCCCCAUCUUCCUCGCCUUCGGUGUCUGUUCGGGGGAGUUUUGGACAAAGAGGAAAUGAUGUGGUAAUGAGGGCUUGUUAAUUACAGUCUGGGAGAACGAUCAGUGGGAGGGAGAGAGAAAGAAAUGGAGAGAUUGUCGCUUUAACAAGGCGGAGGGGAGAGUGGGAGAGAGUUUAAAAAAAAAAGCAACGCAGUGAAAACCACAUCGUAGGCUCAGCUUGUCAGCUUCACGUUUCAUUUAGUCCAGAAGCAAUGCAGUGAUCGCGAUAAGAAAAAAAACCCUCCCAAACUUGAAGCCCUGGAAUAGCAAUGCCGGCUGAAUUUGGGUGACGAGAGUGGAAUCGGCACUGCUGCAAGCGGGCGUCUUGUUGGUCUUUCCAAGGCCGGUUCAAUGGGUGAACAUUGCUUUGAGCAGUGGCGGAGCUCGGAGGAAGGUUUACAUUGACAUCCGCCUCGUUUCCCAGGAGGGAACUUGACUUCGCAAGAGUUCUACAAUGCUGACUGGUACGAUGAUUCUUCCUCUGAUGACGACGCUGGCUUUUCUAAGUGUUCGUUGUGAAGAUAAGGAAAAAAAGCUGAAGAGCAAUCAUUUCAAAUGCGUGUGUGAAGGGAUGUUUUGUGGAGGAGAGAACCAGUGUGUUGGACAACAGUGCUUUGCAUCGCUCAGCAUAAAUGACGGACAUCCUGUUUAUCAGAAAGGUUGCUUUGAAGUGUAUGAACAGGGCAAGCUAACGUGCAAAACUCCGCCAUCAGCAGAUCAAACAGUCGUGUGUUGCCGGGGCUAUUUGUGUAAUAUGAACAUCACAGCUCAACUGCCAUCAAAAGGAGCACCGGUGGGCUACAGUGCAAGAACCCUGGCUAUGGUUGUUGUUGCUCCAGUAAUUGUGCUAACCAUUGUCACCAUGGUGACAGUGGUCAUAUUGCGAAAGCUUCACCAAAAUCAGAUGCAAAGACUAAAUGCCCGAGAAGCUGAAUAUGGUGCCAUUGAUGGACUGAUUGCCUCCAAUGUUGGUGACAGCACGCUAGCUGACCAUCUCUUUUUCUCACAGGAUCUGCUGGAUCACUCCUGCACCUCAGGCAGCGGAUCGGGGCUUCCCUUCCUCAUACAGAGAACAGUAGCUCGACAGAUCACCCUGGUGGAAUGUGUGGGCAAAGGGCGCUUUGGAGAGGUUUGGCGUGGCCAAUGGCAAGGAGAAAAUGUUGCAGUCAAAAUAUUUUCUUCCAGAGAUGAAAAAUCCUGGUUUAGAGAGACCGAGAUCUACAACAGUGUACUCCUGAGAAAUGAGAACAUCUUAGGGUUUAUUGCUUCAGAUAUGACAUCCAGAAAUUCCAGCACACAACUGUGGCUAAUUACCCACUACCACGAGCUGGGCUCCCUCUAUGACCACUUGCAACACACUGCACUGGACACUGUGGGCUGUUUGCGGAUAUCGCUGUCCAUUGCCAGUGGUCUGACACAUCUGCACACAGAAAUAAUCGGGACGCAGGGCAAAGUUGCAAUUGCACAUCGAGACCUUAAAAGCAAAAACGUCCUUGUUAAGGAGAAUGGGCAAUGCUGCAUUGCAGACUUGGGUCUUGCGGUGAUGCAUUCCCAAUGCACUAACCAUUUAGAUGUAGGCAAUAAUCCUAGGGUAGGCACCAAACGAUAUAUGGCCCCUGAGGUUUUGGAUGAAUCCAUGCAGGUGAACCUCUUUGACUCCCACAGGAGAGUUGACAUCUGGGCCUUUGGUCUUGUCCUGUGGGAGGUUGCGAGGAGGACAGUGAGCAACGGAAUUAUUGAAGAUUACAAGCCCCCGUUUUAUGAUCUUGUUCCCAAUGACCCUGGUUUUGAUGAUAUGAAAAAGGUGAUUUGUGUGGAUCAACAAAGACCAAAUAUUCCGAACAGAUGGUUUUCCGACCCAACGUUAACAUCCCUUGCGAAGGUGAUGAGAGAAUGCUGGUAUCAAAAUCCAUCUGCAAGACUCACUGCCCUGCGCAUUCGAAAAACUCUUUCCAAAAUCGACAACUCAUUCGAUAAGUUUAAAAUGGAUUGCUGAGGAUUGUUUUCCAAUGACUGCCCAACAGGCAUAUUACCACGUAAAGGGAUGCAGCGGACAAAAGAGAGAGAAUGUUUCAGUUUCUGGGUUGAAGCUUUUUAAGACUCCAAUCAGUGUGGUAAAAUAGAAACAGAAAAUGUCGGAAUAAUCGGCUUAUCGUAAUGCAUUUGAAGAUAAGAUGAAUAUUUUGGUCGCACGUAGUUGCCAGACCUAAUUUUUCUAACUAUGUGCAUUCUUAAGACAACAUUUUCCAAGAAAAAUGUUACUGAUGCAAUGUUAACAAGGUUAUAUAGCAUGUGAAACUAUGGAGAAACCAGCAUAUCACUAUAGCUGCUUAAUGUGUAACCAUUAAGAGGAAGUUGAAGAUGCAUUGCAAAUAAUUCUUGCAGAAAAAAACAUUCUAUGGUGCAUCGGAAGAGAAAUGUACUCGUAUAAAAUCAGAAUGGUUUCAUUCUUUGUGGCUUAAUAUUUAUAUUCUAUAUGUUAUACUUGUUUCCCUUCCAUCAUUAUUUUGCACUAGCAAUUUUUGCUUUCUUUAUGUAUACUAUACAUAAUAGAUUUGAAUGCCUAAAACAAUCCAACAAGCCAAAUAUUAUGAGUUUAACACCCAAUUGAUGGCAAUUAUGUAUUUUUACAGUCUUGAGAUAUAAUUAAUUGCUUUGACUAUUAGUACAUACAAUUUGCACUGAUAUUAACACAACUAUUUUCUGGCCCAAAUAGAUCACACCAGUCUUUGCAAAUGUGUGUUAUUUAUUGCUAUGUCAAUACUAACUUGUUUUCCGAAAUUGUGAAAUGAUAUAGCAGUUUGAUUUUCUUGUAUAGGUAGAUUAUAAUAUGUAUUCCACAAUAUUUAUAUUUGAAAAUAUUCUGCCUGAAAUUUAGUUCAUAAACUACACCAACCUGUAUUUUGUGCUUUGUGCAUAUUGUAAAUGCUGUCACAGAAGCGAGAAUAAUUUAAGUGCACUAAACUUAAGUUUUUAUAGCAAUGAAAUAUCAUUUUUU
This is a messenger RNA of Amblyraja radiata (thorny skate), 3097 nucleotides long. Its product is annotated as activin receptor type-1. Gene Ontology annotation, molecular function: ATP binding; transmembrane receptor protein serine/threonine kinase activity. NCBI's taxonomy places the organism in Eukaryota, Metazoa, Chordata, Chondrichthyes, Rajiformes, Rajidae. The record is from RefSeq and is a predicted model, not a curated record. Bases 554 to 2095 code for a protein of 513 amino acids. The transcript is spliced from 10 exons. Gene Ontology annotation, biological process: protein phosphorylation; cellular response to growth factor stimulus; transforming growth factor beta receptor signaling pathway. Gene Ontology annotation, cellular component: BMP receptor complex; plasma membrane.